This is a messenger RNA of Macaca mulatta (Rhesus monkey), 2594 nucleotides long. Lineage: Eukaryota; Metazoa; Chordata; Mammalia; Primates; Cercopithecidae. The record is from RefSeq and is a predicted model, not a curated record.
ACCCUCCAGCCUUGGCCUCCAUUCGGGGUUUCUGAGGGCUGCGAUCGGGGCCGACAUGCAUCCCCGCCCGGCAAUGGGGAUCCGGGGGCUUUGGCGAGUGAGGGAUGUGGGGAGUUGGUUCCGGGUCGGGUCUUGGAGGAGGCCGUGGGGGUAGGGCGGGAGCUGCCUCAGUGGAUGCCCUCAGGGACCCUUGCCCUUCCGGGCUGUCCCUCCCUCUGGCCUCUAUCUAGAGGGAGAGACUGUCCCUUGUCCGGCCUGGGUUCCCACAGAGGAAUCACAGACCCACCCUAAACUGUGGCCCCGCCUCCCUUUUCUGUGCCAGCAGGACUUGGAGCUAGGACACCUAGGUCCUGGGUCCCCUGUGAUGGGGAGGGGGGUGUUGCAGCGCAGAUACACUGUAUGGGCUGAGACUCUAGGGUUCCAUUUUCACUUUAUGAAUCUCGAGGUGCAUCUGGCCUUGGGGGACGAUGAUGGAGGCAUGAAGGGACAGCUGCUCCUUUUUGGAUCAGUCAUUGAAUGGAGGUCACACUAAUGGCCCUUCUUUCUGUUUGAGCUGCAUUUGGAAGUGUUGUGGGUACAGCCUGGUAGCCCAAUGCGACCAGGCUCAGGGGAAACAUCAGGCCCCUCCAGCUGAGCCCUUGUGUGAGCCCCGCCCCUCCCUAAAUGCCAGACUUGGGAGCUGACAGACAGCCCUGCCUGUGCUGGGUUUAAAAGGUGACAAUGAGAACUUUGUUAUUGCAGGGGCUGCUGCCACUUUGUUCACAUCCUUAACAGACUUCAGCAGAAGGGACUGAGUUAGCUCUCAAGGAAGGCUCCCUGGCAAUAGGGGCUGAAUUAUUUGGGAACGUGGAGCAGGGGAGGAGUUGGAGAGCAUAGGAAAUAUUCCGGUCCAUGUGAUCUGAGGGAGGUGGCAAGAAGACCUCCACCUGUGUGGGUGUUUUCUUUCCUGACAUCUUUUAUGUGUGCCCUAGGCUUUCUUGGGGGCCUCAGAGCUGGGGAAGAAAGGAGGAAGUCCUGGUCAGCUGAGUGGAAAUAGAAGGAUUUCUGCUGCCAUCAUCUUCCAUGGGCUUCCCAGCUCACACGACCUACAAGUAGGGAGCAGGGAAAAAAGAGUGAGCCUGCAUGCCAAUUCUAAGCUCUUCAGGAUCAAAUGUCGUUCGUCCUGUCCAGAAUGGCAGCCUGUGGAGGCACCUGCAAGAACAAAGUGACUGUCUCCAAGCCUGUGUGGGACUUCCUGAGCAAAGAGACCCCAGCCCGGCUGGCCCGGCUUCGGGAGGAGCAUCGUGUGUCCAUCCUCAUAGAUGGCGAGACUUCUGACAUCUAUGUUCUCCAGCUUUCCCCACAGGGCCCUCCCCCGGCCCCUCCCAAUGGGCUCUACCUAGCCCGGAAGGCUCUUAAGGGGCUGCUAAAAGAGGCAGAGAAAGAGCUGAAGAAAGCUCAGAGGCAGGGGGAGCUGAUGGGCUGCCUGGCUCUGGGGGGUGGAGGGGAGCACCCUGAGAUGCACCGCGCAGGCCCACCCCCUCUCCGAGCAGCCCCACUUCUGCCCCCAGGGGCUCGGGGGCUCCCCCCUCCUCCUCCCCCCCUGCCCCCACCUCUUCCUCCUCGCCUUCGGGAGGAGGCAGAAGAGCAGGAGAGCACCUGCCCCAUCUGUCUGGGGGAGAUCCAGAAUGCCAAGACAUUGGAGAAGUGCCGGCAUUCAUUCUGCGAGGGCUGCAUCACCCGGGCUCUGCAGGUGAAAAAGGCCUGCCCCAUGUGCGGCCGCUUCUAUGGGCAGCUGGUGGGCAACCAGCCCCAGAAUGGGCGGAUGCUGGUCUCUAAGGACGCCACCCUCCUACUACCCAGCUAUGAGAAGUAUGGCACCAUUGUCAUCCAGUACGUCUUCCCGCCCGGUGUCCAGGGGGCUGAACACCCAAACCCAGGAGUUCGGUAUCCUGGCACCACACGGGUGGCCUACCUCCCGGACUGCCCUGAGGGCAACAAGGUGCUGACCCUGUUCCGCAAGGCGUUUGACCAGCGUCUCACCUUCACUAUCGGCACGUCCAUGACCACAGGGAGACCGAAUGUCAUCACCUGGAAUGACAUCCACCACAAGACCAGCUGCACAGGGGGACCCCAGCUGUGCGACCCCUCUUCACUUCCUUUCCCUUGGCUCCUCCCCUUUCCUCCAUUUCCACUGAGGGACCCACCAACCCCUUGCUCUGGGAGCCUCCUAACUGGAGAGGACCACUUCCAAACUGUUCAGCCGUCUCAGUUUCUCCUACAUUCAACCUGGUCCUGGUGUGCCCAGCUUAGCCUACAAAAAUAAGCAGAAUUGGGCUAAGUUAUCUUGGGUUUGGAGGUGUCCUCCCUUAGGGGAGGUGGGGAGGUAUCUGAGUCACCUAGAAUAAGGGUGAGCAUGGGGAUAAUAGCAAGUUCCAACAGCUAACAACCCUCACCCUCAUUUCUCUUUGCUCCCAGGUUUGGGUACCCAGACCCUACCUACCUGACCCGGGUGCAAGAGGAGCUGAGAGCGAAGGGUAUCACAGAUGACUGAAGGACAUCGCCUUUGCCAAGGCCCCUGCUGUCCACCUCUACUAGGACCCAGCAGAAGCCUC